AUGACGUGCUCCAGACCCACUACAAAGUCCAAUUUCGAGUCGAUAAGUGAUGAAAUAAUUGAUAUUAUAUUUUUAGCAGCAGAAGAUAAACUUCGUAUACUCUUGAAGCAUGCAGUAAAGGUAGCGAAAAGUCGUGAACUUGUCGAACGUCAGUUCCAUGAAUCACAUUGUGAACUUGCACGUCAAAUGAAAUUUAUUGAAACGUUGGAAAUGAAGCGUUAUGAUGAUACGUCGCAAUUUAACGAUGCAACGCAGCAGGGAAGCGUGGAGAGCAUAGAAAAGAAACAAGAAAUACAUACUCAGAAUGAGCCAUUCACAGAAGUAAACAAAGUACCUUCCCAGCAUACUCACAUAGCAAGGGGAGAUCUGCUAGCUGUUAUUGAUGCAGAUCCUUCUUAUCGCAGGUUUCGCUUCACACAUCAUCUCCGCCUCAUGUGA
Molecule: messenger RNA, 438 nt
Organism: Thelazia callipaeda (thelaziosis nematode)
Lineage: Eukaryota; Metazoa; Nematoda; Chromadorea; Rhabditida; Thelaziidae
Source: the annotation of a GenBank genome assembly